AUGGGUUCGGGUCUCUUAGAUGAAGAACCACUAUGUAGAGUACAGAGGAAAAAGUCGCUGGAAACUAUUCUUAGAUACGUAACAUUUAAUGUAAAUGGAGCAAAGACCCUCUUCAAUUACUAUCCGUGGAAUCGGCUUCAGCAGAGCUAUGAUAAGAUGUUCAAUUCAUUGGAAGGAGAUGUCAUUUCGCUUCAAGAGCUCAAAUUGACACCGGCCAAUAUUUCUUCAGUUGAAAUUGGUAACUUGAAGCAUUAUUCAUCUUUUAUCUCUCUUCCUAAGCAAAAGAAAGGCUAUAGUGGUGUUGGAUUAUUUGUCAGAAUUCCUAAGGAUGAAGAAUGCGAUGCUGUGCGCUGUAGUCUUCGUGUCAUAAAAGCCGAAGAAGGGCUUACUGGUUAUCUAAAAUCGGCAGAUUAUCCCACCUCAUCAUAUAGAAAUUUAAAGCCAUCGGAGCAUAUAGGAGGAUAUCCUACUGAGAUGCAGGAGGAAGAGGGCCUAAGGCUUGAUAGUGAAGGCAGAUGUGUUGUGGUUGAAUUGGCAGAUAAUACCGUGAUUUUCUCUCUAUAUUGCCCUGCAAACUCUUCGGGACUGGAGGAGGGUGAGAAAUUCCGCCUUAAGUUUGUGCAUGUUCUAUUGGAAAGGUGCUACUAUUUAAAAUUCAAGUUAGGAAAAGACGUGAUUUUAAUGGGUGACAUAAAUGUUAGCCUUGACUUAAUAGAUCAUGCCGAUGAAAUAAACCAGAAAAUGAAACAAAAUGUUGUAAAGCGAGCCCCAGAUGGUGCCGCUUUUGAAAGAGUGAACUACAAUGAAUGUAUUGCGUUCAAAAAAUCGACUCCUGCAAGACGUCUAUUAAAUGACUAUGUUUUGCCGACAUUAGCCUCUCUAGAUCCUUCAGGUAAACAGUUUCUUUAUGAUUCAACAAGAAAGAUCCAAGGAAGGAAAAUGGGCCUUUACACAGUUUGGAACACCCUCACUGGAGCGAGACAAUCAAAUUAUGGAUCCAGAAUUGAUUUGAUAUUGACGAGCUCCCCCUCACAGUUCAACAGUAUAGUAGAUGCUGGCAUUUGGCCAUUUCUUCAAGGUUCUGAUCAUUGCCCAGUAUUCACUGAUUUCAAAGUUAACUCCGCAAUUAAAUUUAAAGACCUUGGAAAGCCUUCAAAGCUUAAGUUUCAAGCUAGAGCAUUUUUCAAAUUAGUUAAGCAUCACGACAUAUCUCAGUUGUUUAAACCCCAACUGAAAAGUUCCAAAAGGUAUUGCAAUGAAUCGAGUUCUCCUGAGACCCAGGAUAACAAGAAACCUAAAUUUACGUAUGCUAGCCGAAAGACAUCUAGAAGUGAUCAAGGACUCAUUGUAAAUUACUUUCAAAAAGGACUUAAUGACGAUAAAAAAGGUAGGAAAGAUAGAGAAAUUAAAGAAGAUAUAGAAGAUAAACAAGAUAAAGAAGAUAUAGAAGAUCAGCCAGAUCCCAAGGUAAGGAAAAAAGAGCCUAAGUUGCCGAGAUCUAUAAGUGCCAUGACUGAAUCCAUUUAUGGAAAGCCGCCUCUUUGUUAUCAUGGAAUUCCCUGUCAGAUGAAAACUAGCCUUAAUAAUUCAAAGACUAGAGGAAGAAAAUUUUGGUGUUGUGCAUCCAACUCUAGAAAAGCUCUUGAUAGCAAUAGAAUGUCGACAAAAUCUGAAUGCGCAACUGAGGGAACUAAGUGUUCCUUCUUUCAGUGGGUGAAUGGUAAUAAGAAUUCGAAGACGCUUACUACAACUAAGCUCGACCUUCAUGCUGGUUCACUUUGA
Messenger RNA from Priceomyces carsonii, 1782 nucleotides. RefSeq names its product DNA-(apurinic or apyrimidinic site) lyase (gene APN2). Gene Ontology annotation, biological process: base-excision repair. Gene Ontology annotation, molecular function: zinc ion binding; double-stranded DNA 3'-5' DNA exonuclease activity; DNA-(apurinic or apyrimidinic site) endonuclease activity. Gene Ontology annotation, cellular component: nucleus. The transcript has a single exon. The record is from RefSeq and is a predicted model, not a curated record. Bases 1 to 1782 code for a protein of 593 amino acids. Lineage: Eukaryota; Fungi; Ascomycota; Pichiomycetes; Serinales; Debaryomycetaceae.